CGCGCCCCGCCGCGGCUGUCCCAGCCCCGCCUUGCAGCAGGUUAAGAGCCCCCCAGAGCCGGGAGCUGCGGACAGAAGCGCACUCGUGGGGGGGGUGGGCAGCCGGUCUGGUUGUCAUGGCGACGGCGCGGUUGGCCUGGGCCCUACGGGCUACCUCCGCUGGAGGAAGGCUGCGCGGUCCCCGAGGCACUGGGGGCGCCCGGAGACUGAGCGGCAGCGCGCGACGGCGGGCGGCCAGGGGCGCCAGCCCGGGGCGCCGGCUCAGCACCGCCUGGGCGCCGGCCCAGGCCGCACGAGAAGGGACCGACGGCGCCGAGGACGACACCCACUCGCCUGCCGCGGAGGAGCCGGAGUGGACGCCGCCCCCCGCGCCCCCGGUCCCUCCCGACCCCCCGGGGCCCCCGGCCGGCCGCUCGCUGGUGCAGCGGGACAUCCAGGCCUUUCUGAACCAGUGCGGAGCGAGCCCCGGGGAGGCGCGCCACUGGCUCACGCAGUUCCAGACCUGCUACCACUCCGCCGACAAGCCCUUCGCCGUCAUCGAGGUGGACGAGGAGGUACUCAAGUGCAGUCGGGCCGUAUCCAGCCUGGCCUUCGCCCUGGCAUUCCUGCAGCGCAUGGACAUGAAGCCGCUGGUAGUCCUCGGGCUGCCCGCGCCCACCGCGCCCUCCGGCUGCCUUUCCUUCUGGGAGGCCAAGGCACAGCUUGCCCAGAACUGCAAGGUGCUGGUGGAUGAGCUGCGGCACAACGCCGCCACUGCCGUGCCCUUUUUUGGCGGCGGCUCAGUGCUGGGAGCCGCGGAGCCAGCCCCUCAUGCCAGCUACGGCGGGAUCGUCUCAGUGGAGACCGACCUGCUGCAGUGGUGCCUGGAGUCCGGCAGCAUCCCCAUCCUGUGCCCCAUCGGGGAGACGACCGCCCGCCGCUCUGUGCUCCUGGACUCGCUGGAGGUGACCGCGGCUCUAGCCAAGGCGCUACAGCCCACCAAAAUCAUCUUCCUCAAUAACACAGGAGGCCUGCACGACAGCAGUCAAAAGGUCCUGAGUAAGGUGAACCUGCCCGCCGAUCUGGACCUGGUGACUAACGCCGAGUGGGUGAGCACUAAGGCGCGGCAGCAGGUGCGGCUCAUCGUGGACGUGCUCAGCCGCCUGCCGCACCACUCCUCCGCCGCCAUCACCGCCGCCAGCACGCUGCUCACCGAGCUCUUCAGCAACAAGGGGUCCGGGACCCUGUUCAAGAACGCCGAUCGGAUGCUGCGGGUGCGCAGCCUGGACAGCCUGGACCAGGGCCGCCUGGUGAACCUGGUCAACGCCAGCUUCGGCAAGAAGCUGCGAGAUGACUACUUGGCCUCGCUGCGCCCGCGGCUGCACUCUGUCUACGUCUCUGAGGGGUACAAUGCGGCUGCCAUUCUGACCACGGAGCCCGUACUGGGGGGCACCCCAUAUCUAGACAAGUUUGUGGUGAGCUCCAGCCGCCAGGGCCAAGGCUCGGGCCAGAUGCUGUGGGAGUGCCUGCGGCGGGACCUGCAGACGCUUUUCUGGCGCUCCCGGGUCACCAACCCCAUCAAUCCCUGGUACUUCAAACACAGUGAUGGCAGCUUCUCCAACAAGCAGUGGAUCUUCUUCUGGUUUGGCCUGGCUGAUAUCCGGGACUCUUAUGAGCUGGUCAACCAUGCCAAGGGGCUGCCGGACUCUUUCUGCAAACCAGCUUCUGACCCCGGCAGCUGACCCUCACCGCCCACCCUGCAGGCCCUGGGACAACCAGGGUGAACCAAAAGCCAUGCCUGCGGGAGGUGAUCCCAGGCAGCCACAGGCUGGACCAGGCUUGAGGGCUAAGUGAUGUGCAGAGGAAGCAGCUCCCACUCUACUCUGCCCAGAGGGGGGCGCCCAAGUGGGGACAAGCACAGGAA
This is a messenger RNA of Odobenus rosmarus divergens (Pacific walrus), 1903 nucleotides long. RefSeq names its product N-acetylglutamate synthase (gene NAGS). The transcript has 7 exons. Gene Ontology annotation, biological process: glutamate metabolic process; L-arginine biosynthetic process. Bases 117 to 1721 code for a protein of 534 amino acids. Lineage: Eukaryota; Metazoa; Chordata; Mammalia; Carnivora; Odobenidae. Gene Ontology annotation, cellular component: mitochondrial matrix. The record is from RefSeq and is a predicted model, not a curated record. Gene Ontology annotation, molecular function: L-glutamate N-acetyltransferase activity, acting on acetyl-CoA as donor; arginine binding.